CAAAUCUCAUGAUUCUAAACAGUGUAUUUACUUUUAAUGCGAAUCUCCCACUUGCGAAUUCUCUGCAGCGACAAUGCCUGUGUUUGAGACAAAGCCUUUCCGGGAUGCUCGUGAGCAAGUCAACAAUUUGGGCGACCGUCUAGGAGCCCUUUACCGGCGUCAAGUCACACACCAUCCUUUCCUCCUCUUCGGUUUGCCAUUCAUCUCGUUGAUGGUUGGUGCCUCGUUCCUUCUCACGCCCGCGACGGCGCUUCGAUAUGAGAAACAUGACCGAAAGAACAGACAGGUCACCGACAUGGAGGCAAUGAGACUAGGUCUUAAGGGAGGAAAGGACGGCGAAGGUCGACUCCAUUACAAUCCACGGCGUCAAGUGGCUGCAGCUACCCCAACAUCGGCAAGAGACGAAUAUUACAGACUUAUGGCUAAGGAUCUCGACAAUUGGGAACAGAAGCGUGUUGAGCGAUUCAAGGGCGAGCCAGAUGGACGACUAUGAUGAGUUGACCAAAUCAAUGUCACAAGCCGCAGUUCGAGGUACUAUGAUCGGUUAUUCAGCUGCUCGGCUGUAAUUCAACCCCCAGAUUCAGAUUGCUGAGCAAGAUGAGCUGAAUGUCAAGCGUAUGUUCUACAUCUGACGCACAGAACGCAUUCAGGAAUGCGAGAAGCUUUUCGGAGCCGACAAGGGCCGCUAGCCAUGACAAGAAGGCUUAAUGCUGAGUGAUUCGAGAAGGCACUUGAUGAGCACACGCACAUUUGGGGACAGCCAUCACGUCAGGUGCUACUUUACUGUGAAAUCACCGGAACCACGCAUUGGAAAGCACCCAUCUUGUGGUGUGUGAGAAGCGCUCGGGACUGAUGAGGCAUUCCUCCAAACCUGAAUCCUCACCUAGAGCGCUUUCGGCAAAGAGCUUAGUGGUCAGAAAUUGGCAACCAAUCGGCAGAUUUGGAGGGAGAAUUGUCCCAACACCACGGCAGACCACGAGUCAGGCGUGCAAGGAGUGCAUUGGAUGCGGUCACAGGCCCAGGUCUGGCCGGGUCGACAUGAAGCAGCGGGGCAUAAGCGAGCAAGAAGAUGACACGCGGAUAGGUGGAAGCACGUUGAGGUCAAUGCAUGUGGAUUAUCUUGCUUGCACUUGCACGUCACUGCAAGAUACCAGACAGAAAUGUAGGAUAUCUACAGGAUCAGAAUAGGGAAACGCAUCGAAAUUGAGAGAUUCGUAUGAGUAUUUUUGGCACUGAGAUGAAAGGUGACUCGGUCUCGCGUGGGUACGCGCAGGACAGCCUCUGGGGAGACACCAAGUCUUACUUCGUGUGGGAGUGGAAUGGAGACUGGCGACAUUCGCUGACAUAUCGUUUCCGGCAGUUGCCACUCUUGAUCCGUGCCAUCCAAAGUGACGCCAUACCUGAUCGUUACGGUGCCCAUCGGGCCUUUGGAACCACAAUUAUUCGGGUGCUUCUUAUACGGGCAUUAGGCUGACCUGUGGGCUUGGACAUAUUCUGAA
This is a messenger RNA of Exophiala mesophila, 1499 nucleotides long. RefSeq lists its product as uncharacterized. Gene Ontology annotation, cellular component: mitochondrial inner membrane. Lineage: Eukaryota; Fungi; Ascomycota; Eurotiomycetes; Chaetothyriales; Herpotrichiellaceae. The transcript has a single exon. The record is from RefSeq and is a predicted model, not a curated record. Bases 74 to 493 code for a protein of 139 amino acids. Gene Ontology annotation, biological process: mitochondrial respiratory chain complex IV assembly.